Messenger RNA from Brassica rapa (field mustard), 962 nucleotides. RefSeq names its product ras-related protein RABC1. The record is from RefSeq and is a predicted model, not a curated record. Lineage: Eukaryota; Viridiplantae; Streptophyta; Magnoliopsida; Brassicales; Brassicaceae. Gene Ontology annotation, molecular function: GTPase activity; GTP binding.
GGAAACUAAAAGCAAGUCGGUAAAAAAAAAAAAGGCAUUUUCUGAGAUAUCUCCGCUUUGUUCUCUGCUUCGUGUCAUUCUUGUCGCAGAUCUCGAAGAGAGACCCCCGUGAGUUUCUCAUCGAUUCCGCAGAGUAAAAAAAGGUUCGUGUCUCUCGAUGGGUUCUUCGUCGGGGCAACCCGAAUUUGAUUACUUGUUCAAGGUUCUAUUGAUCGGAGAUUCUGGUGUUGGCAAAAGCUCUCUUUUGCUUAGUUUCACAUCCAAUACGUUUGAUGAUCUUUCUCCUACAAUCGGGGUUGAUUUCAAGGUCAAGUAUCUUACCAUUGGAGAGAAGAAACUGAAGCUUGCGAUUUGGGACACAGCUGGGCAAGAGAGAUUUAGGACGCUAACAAGUUCGUAUUACAGAGGAGCUCAGGGCAUCAUAAUGGUAUAUGAUGUGACGCGACGUGAUACAUUCACCAAUCUAUCAGAUAUAUGGGCUAAGGAAAUCGACCUCUACUCGACCAAUCAGGAUUGCAUCAAAAUGCUUGUUGGGAAUAAAGUCGACAAGGAGAGUGAACGAGCUGUAUCUAAAAAAGAAGGCAUAGACUUUGCUCGGGAGUACGGAUGUUUGUUUCUGGAGUGCAGUGCAAAGACUCGAGUCAAUGUUGAGCAAUGUUUUGAAGAGCUUGUUCUUAAGAUUUUGGAAACGCCGAGUCUUACUGCUGAAGGUUCGUCUGGAGGGAAGAAAAACAUCUUCAAACAAAACCCAGCACAGACCAGCAAUGCUUCAUCUAGUUACUGCUGCUCGUCUUAGACAUGGCUUUACGGUUUAUGACACAGACUCCACUCUUGUUUGUCUUCUUGUUCUUGAUUGUCUCUCUGUUCCCAAAAAACCUGCAACAUCUUGGAUGUAAAUCUUAACCCUACUUUCAAAGUUGUGUUCACUGGUUUUCUAAUCUGAGAUCAUCCCAUAUUAUUCA